Messenger RNA from Culex quinquefasciatus (southern house mosquito), 1792 nucleotides. RefSeq lists its product as uncharacterized. The coding region runs from base 80 to 1738 and encodes 552 amino acids. The transcript has 6 exons. Lineage: Eukaryota; Metazoa; Arthropoda; Insecta; Diptera; Culicidae. Gene Ontology annotation, molecular function: nucleic acid binding. The record is from RefSeq and is a predicted model, not a curated record.
UAAUGUUGAGAAUUGCUUGUGGGAAAGGGAAGCCGAGCCGGAGUUUCCACAAACGAGUCCGGUUGUUGAAAUCGAGGCCAUGGAUGUUUCUACUUCUGAUGUUGAGGUGGUCGUGGGAGAAACCGUCCCUGAAACGGAUUGUUCUAGUCCGGAAAUAAUCGUCGUCGACGCCGAAGUCCCCGUUUUGGACUGCACGAAUAAAUCCACCUCCUCAGAAGAGCCUGUGGCCAUUCCUACGCUUUCGAAUAAGACAGUUCCAGCAGACGAAUCAACAACCUUCCAGUACGUCUCCAGGAAUCUGGUUCUUUUCGACGACGACUUUAACAAAACGCAAACCUACUUCAACCGCCUCGGCGGUGACCAACUCAAGUUAACCGUGAAGCUGGACUCCAACCGCUGCGUCACGAAUGUAACGAUCCACGUGAAUACGCUCAUCUUGUCCCAGGUUUCGGCCAAGGAUCGUCCCACGGCGAUGGGGAAGGCGAUUGCUCAGUUCUUUCGCGUCACAAAAGAGCACUGCUUCAAAGUGACAACACUUUCGCCCAAAAACGCCCUCCCACGAACCACGAAUAUCGUUCAACGGGUGCCGUUUAACGGACCGCCGCGAGUGACAUCUUCCGGAAAACCGUUGCCAUCGCUGGGCAUUGAUCCGGCCCACUAUCAGAAGGUGAUGCGAGACUUCCAGGCCGGAGGCGAUAACGGGUGCCAUCUGGUUUUCAGCAAGGAUUUUACCAACCUGGAGUGCAACGCGCUGCAAGGCAUUGCAGAUCAUCUAAAGCUCAGGUGCCGGUCUUACGACCUGCCCAAGAAAAGAAAACAAUUCAUUCUACUGGCCAGGGAAUUGCCUCCUCAGGAAAUCGUUCGCCGGAUUGUGAUCGAGCAGGAUGCCGAGCUUAGCUUGCAGUACGGAGUUUGUCUGCCUCAACAAAUGAGCAGAGCCAGAAGGAUCGCACUUCAAGCGUUGAAAUCUUCAAAAAAUUCUGUAAAUCUACCUGCGUCAUCAUCUGCUAACCCACAGCAGCAUGCUCCCAACGCCAAGCAGUUGAAAAAGGUUGACACCGUGCCAGAAUCGUACGCCGAAGCUCUGGCCAGCCUAACCGUGUUCAAACCGGUCCGCACGCUCCGGUCCGUCGAUGACGUGUACCGAAACUUGGUGCUGAUUGGUUCGAACUUUCAUAAAACCGCCCAGGAAUUUGGGUGGCUCAACGUUGAGUCCCUGCGGGUAAGCACCAAAGUGCUCGACGAAGGCGGGUGUAGCGCAACGGUGCAAGCCGGGAAGUUGGCUCUGGUUGAGGCCCACGAACAAAGCAAAAGGGGAGCUACCAGGCGGGCCCAGGCUGCCUUUUUCAAGAGGGCCAAAAUGUUCUGCUAUCAGAUAAACAAAAUCGAAUCUCCGGAAGUGGAGAUCCGGGUCAUCAAGAAGGGGGAUUCCGCAACGAACAUUGGCUACUACAAGUGCCUUAUACAGGAUUUCUGGAAGGAUUCCUUCGAACAGGAGCUGGUGUUUAGCGCAGAGUUCACCGGAGCGGAUCGCCAAAAGUUCCACAGCUUUGCCCAAGAUCUUAACCUACAGUCGAGCAGCGACGGCGAGGAGCUGCGAAUCUACGGCCGCCGACUUCCAGCGUUGGCCAUCGUGGAGCGCAUCGUCGUGGCGAAAGAUCCCAAGCUGAGCGCGCUGUUCGAGGUGACGGCGCCGAGGGUGGGAUCGCGCCAGACGGGGGAAGGUGAUUCGCCGUAAAGUUGGGAUUUCAUUUUUUACUAUUGUUUAAAUUUAAAUAAUUAUUUAUUAUUA